GUUAGUUUGUUGCGUGGUUGGAUUUUUUUGUUUCAUCGUCAAUGUGCCGAUGCUGAUAUUGCUUCCUCAUAAAUAAUACGAUAUACUUUGUCCUACAUGUGUAAGACAGACUCUAUAGUGAACAAAUAAUUUGGAAAAUAUAUCGACGAAAAGCUGAAUAAUGGAUCCACGAUGGAUGCACAUUCUCGUAUUCCUGCUUCACUCAUUAUCAGGAUGUUACGGAAAUCUACCUCCCAUAUUUACAAGAGACAUGAACAAUAUCGUCAUACCGGAAAAUACGCCUGUGGGGACAAUUAUAUACAAACUGGAAGGAACUGACCCCGAAGAUGGUCCAGUCCGCUACGACCUACAGGGCACAGACGUAUUGGACGUGAAUCACCUGACAGGAGAAGUGACAGUUGUUAAACCUUUAGAUUAUGAAGCAAAUUCAACAUUAAAUCUAGUGGUUAGUAUAGAAGACGAAGUUAAAGGUGCUCCUAAAAAUAAUAUCGUUGAAGAAAGAAUAGCUGUUAUUAUUCUGGAUGAAAAUGAUAACGCUCCAGAAUUUCAAAACAUACCUUACAACAUCGAAGUGGACGAGGACACCGAAACGGGCACGUCAGUUUUCGAGGACAUCUCGGUGAUGGACAAGGAUACGGCCGGCCAGAACAUCGAAGUGUCCUGCAUCAACAUGCCGGGACACGACGACGCCUGCGACAUUUUUAAUAUACAAGACUUGAACGCGAACGUAAGCUCGUACAAGGGAGCGAUAAUUCUGUACAAGAAAUUGAAUUACACGGAGAAGAGGGAGUACGCUUUCGCGCUCAAGGCGACGGACGGAACUUUAACUACCACCACUAACGUUACCGUAAAAGUGGGAGAUGUUCAAGAUACGCCGCCACGAUUUCUAAACAACUUGACCGCCGAAAUACUGGAAUCGUCUCCAAUUAACACCUUGAUCUUUACCGCCCAAGCUGAAGACGGCGAUAGAGGAAAUCCCCGUCGUAUCGUUUACGAACUUGUUAACAAUCCGAUGGACUAUUUCCUGCUGGACCCGAUGACCGGCGAGCUCCGCACCGCCCGUCCCCUCGAUAAGGAGGCGAUCAAAAACCCGGACGGCGUUAUCACAUUCGAAAUUAGGGCGCACGAACUGGUGGACGGCGUCAGAGGCAACGAUCCCCUAACGGUAACCGCCGCCCUUGCCGUCGUUAAGAUUCUGGACGUCAACGACGAACCGCCCCAGUUCAAUAGGCGGGAAUAUUUUGUGGAAAUACCGGAAAAUAUUCCCGAAGGAUCGGCGCUGCCCGAAUUGAAUAUGUCCGUGACCGAUCCGGAUGAGGACAGUAACUCUGCCUUUUCAUUGGAACUCAACGACAUCUCUGGUGUAGAGGUAAUCGAACCCAAACAAGCUUUCGGAUCGGCCAAUGUUACGAUACGUGUAGCUAAUAGUUCACUGGAUUACGAAGUUUGUUAUAGAAGAAAAGAUAUCAUUUUGGGCCGUUGCUAGGACAUGUAUACUGAAUUUAAGCUGUCCUCAACGGCUACAAUAACAGUUUCAGUGUUUGAUGUUAACGACAACGCACCAGCAUUCGAUCAGGAUAGUUACUCCGCGACUGUUUCUGAAAUAGCAUCACCGGGCACUCUGGUCAUCACCAUAGUGGCAAAAGAUCGAGACAGUGGUAAAUUCGGAGAAAAUGGAUUAGUAUAUCGCCUUGCCGGCAACGGAGCUGAACAUUUCACGGUGAAUAAUAGAACAGGAGUGGUUACAGUAGCGCCCUGUGAAAACGUGGGACGUCCGGAUUGUUUGGAUUAUGAAUCAAAAUCCGAGUAUCAACUUCAAUUUGUCGCAACCGACGAUGAUGGCAAAGGGCAAACCUCUACCGUGCCCCUCAAGAUCACGCUCAUCGACAGCAACGACAACGCUCCGGUGUUCGGCCAGUCGACGUACAUGGUGUUCGUUGACGAGGGUGCCACGCGGUUCAGUACCGACCUAGUCAUCCAGGCGAUUGACGCGGACAAGACAUCGCACGUCACAUACUCCAUAAUAGCCGGAAACGAUGAGAAACUGUUCAAAAUCGAUCCAGAAUCGGGGAAAUUGAGGAUAGCAAAUGGGAAAGGAUUGGAUGUUAGUAACGGGACGGAUAACCUUAUUUCCCUUACUGUGCUGGCUAGUGACGGAAAGUUUACUGCAACUACGGCUGUGAAUAUUACAGUUAUGGACAUUAAUAAUAAUGCACCGAUAUUCUUAAAAGAAAGCUAUUUAGAAGCUGUUCCAGAAGAUGUUGCAAUUGGUACAACGCUAUUGAAAACCGAAGCCACAGAUGCAGACACUGGAGUCAACGCAGAAAUAGAAUACGUUUUGUCUAAAGGGGCCUACGACGAUUUCGCUAUAGAUAGUUACUCGGGAGUAGUUUCUGUCGCGUCGAAAUUGGACUACGACCGAAGAAACACGUACAAUAUCGAAAUCCUGGCGGUAGAUCGUGGGGAACCGGCCUUAACCGGUACGGCUAGUUUGACGGUGAAAAUCAUCAACACGAACGAUAAGCUGCCGUAUUUUGUCCCUGCGACUCAAAAAGCUGAGGUUAUGGAAGACGUCCCAGUAGGCACUGUCAUUCACACGCUUGUAGCAUUGGAUCCUGACGUCAAUACCUCCGAAGCACUGAACUUUGCAGCCACUGAACCAAUCACAGGUCUGGACAAACAUGGGCUGGAAGUAACCAGAUCUGAAGCUUUCAAGGAGUUUUUCUCGGUGGAUAAAAACAGUGGUAAAGUUACCGUCGCCAGUCCCUUACAGAGAGAUCUGGCUGCCCUCAUCAGGAUACCGGUUUUGGUUACCGAUAUCACGGCACCAACUGUGCAACAAGGGCAAGGACUAUUAGUUGUAACUAUAUUGAACGUAAACGACUCUCCCCCAAACUUCGUUCCUCCAUGGACCGUGGAACAUCCCAUCUACUUCUUGGAAAUCAAAGAGGAACUGCCCGUCGGAACAAUAGUUGCAACGUACAAAGCAUUUGAUGAAGAUUCGGAUAUAUCCGGCUAUACGAUAUAUCCAGAAAGCGAAUAUUUCCAGAUCAACAAUGGCACCGGAAUUGUACAAAUUAAGAAAGUGAUUGAUUAUGAGGAAACGAGAGAGUUGGCUUUUACAGUUUUCGCUUACGACAGCGGCGUUCCCCAGCUCAACGCCUCCGCCCUCGUCCAAGUCAAAGUCGUCAACUUGAACGACAACGACCCCGUCUUCCCCCGCACCUCCUACAACGUGUCCAUCGACGAGAACUCUCCCAACGAUACCGUCCUGCUGCAGGUCGUGGCCGUAGACCGCGACGCCGACGAAUUCGGCGAGGUGUUCUACAAUUUGACGGGGGAACACAGCGAAAAUUUCCGUAUCGACCCGAGAACGGGCGUCAUUACCAUCGCCAACUCCAACUUUCUCGAUCACGAGGCCAUAACCGAGUGUGUUCUACAAGUUGUAGCUUACGACAACACACCAGUCAACAUCAGGAGAUCAAUGUCAGUGCCUAUUUACAUCAAGAUCAACGACUUGAAUGACAACAUGCCUAGAUUCACCGACCAAGCUUACGAAGUGAACGUCAUGGAGGAUGUCAGACUUAAUCCACCAGUACCACUAAUCCAACUAAACGCCACUGAUUUAGAUUCUGGAAUUCAUGGAAACAUCCAUUACAGUAUAGUAUCAGGAAACGAUAAUGAUAUAUUUUUACUGGGAAUGGACACAGGAAUACUCUACGCCCACAAAUCGCUGAUGGGCUUAACGAAAGUGUUCAAUUUAAUAGUGGAAGCCAGAGAUGGUGCUGGUAAUGGAAAUCUUUUUGACAGGGCCACUUUGAAGGUUCACGUGCAGAAUGUCAAUGAUCACAAACCAGAAUUCGUGAUGCCGUAUUUACCCAAUGCCACAGUCGAAGUUAUGGAGAAUGAUGCAGAGAAAGACUUUUUAGUUCUUACCGUCAAAGCGACUGACAAGGAUAAUGGAGAAAACGGCAGAGUGACUUACCACUUCAAGGUGGGCGAUAACAUCGUUCAAGAAACAAACGAGUUUGCGAUAGACGAGAAAAAUGGAGAACUCAGGCUCAGAAGAGAUUUAGAUAGAGAGACAGAGAACCCUAGAUACGAGCUGCAACUAGUUGCGCGAGACCAUGGAUUUCCAAAGUGGUACCAAACUGUAAGACACUUGACAGUCCUUUUGGUUGACGAAAACGAUAAUCGGCCUGAGUUUCCUGGAUCGACAGCUACAAACCCGUAUCAUUUUUAUAUUACUGAAAAUAACGAACCAGAUACAUUAAUUGGACAAGUGAGAGCCCUAGACCGAGACGAGGGCAAGCACGCAGCAGUGUACUAUUACAUAUUGAUGGGCAACGAGGAUCGUUCCUUCGUCCUUAAUAAGGCGACCGGGAACCUCUACGCUGCCAAAUCGUUCGAUCGCGAAACCAAGGACGAGUAUAAUUUAGUUAUCCUGGCUAAUAACGAUCCAGACUAUUACGCCACCGAGGAAGAAAUUAGUUAUAUGGAAAAAAUAGGAAUGCUGAACGACAAGAGCGUGGCCAGGGCCAUAGUGACGGUGAGCGACCUCAACGACAACGAGCCCUAUUUCAAAAGCACCGUCUACUACGCGGCGGUAAACGCCAUGGCCAACGUGAACAAUUUCGUGGCCAACGUCACGGCCUUCGACCCCGAUUUCGGAAUAAAUGGAUCGUUGACCUACUACAUCAAAGCGUCCAACCUGUACAAGUACCAUUCGAACAAAAGCUCCGGCUCAAUCAUACCAUCACCAUUCAAUAUCAGUCGCAAAGGAGAAAUUUAUACAGCGACCUAUCUAGCGGAAAACAAUCAGCAUCGGUUUGUAGUUGACGUCAUCGCUAGAGAGGACGGUUUUCCUGAACGCGAGGCCUACGCUAAAGUUCACGUAUGGAUAUUUGAACCCGAACAACUUAUAAGAGUAAUCAUGUCGCGACCUAGAGAAGAAGUAUACAAAGAAAAAGGGGAAGUUAUAGCGGAAUUGAGCAAUGCUACGCAAAGCUUGAUUAUAAUUGAUGAAAUCCGAUUCCAUAUAGGAGAUGGUGGAAGAAAAAACGAAGAAUGGACGGACAUGUACAUAUUAGCGAUUGAUCCAAAAACUCAAGCCAUUUUGCCCGUGCCUGAGGUUCUCAAAGUUAUCGAUUCCAAAUACGAUUUCUUGAAAGACUACUACACAGGGUUUGCCAUAGAAAACGUCGUCCCAGCUUUCGUUCAAGAGAGAGACGAAACAUUUGAUCCAGCUUUGGCAGCUCUAAUAGCACUUCUUAUUGUGUUGUUCGUGGGAAUAGUUUCCUUCAUCAUCGUUUGUUGUUGUCUAAGACACUGGGUGAUUUCGCCCACAGACGAUCUGAAGAAGAAGGAUGCGCUCAUCAAAAAAGCGAUUAUAGACGAUUUGAAUACUACGGAGAAUCCCCUUUGGAUAGAACAAAAACUGAAGAUAUACGAAGAGCAAGAACUGACCAUGCAAGUGUUUAAUGAACCCGAACAAGGUUUAGCGAAUAGAAGAGGCAGUGAAGAUUAUAUCCCAGAGGACAACACAUACGCGACCAUACAGCAUCCCCAUAAGAGGACGGCAUCGUCGCAUGUAGCUUCGAUGGGCGUGGCGGACGAUCUGGGCGAUUACGCCACCUUGUCGGGGGUGGUGCAUCGUGGCCAAGCGGGCAGCAAUAACAGCUCGAUAAGAGGAGCUCCAAACUACUACGAAGCGGCAAUGGGUUUCCAGGGAUCAACAUUCCAAGUACCGGACAGAUUGAGCGACACUGCAGGAAGUGAAUACGGUUCAACGAGAGGACGUCCAAAAGAUCACGCUCAACCAGAAUACGUCGCCGAACUGAUAUAAAAAUGUGUUUUUAUGGCACUUUACAACACAAAAAUAGCUCAAAUAUUAAUUAUUUUCCAUAAAAGAAUAAGUGUACUUUAAAAAGGCAGAUUUUGUUCUUAGUAAUACCACAGAUUAGAUAUCCUAUAAGUAUACAGAUAAAAAUCUUGUCCCUAAUUCGUGGUACGAAAAUUGUUUUUUAUGACGAUGUGCAAACGAGUCAAAUUUCCUGUGCGCAAAAAUAAACUCGCG
Sitophilus oryzae (rice weevil) is the source of this 6076-nucleotide messenger RNA. Its product is annotated as cadherin-87A-like. Gene Ontology annotation, molecular function: cadherin binding; calcium ion binding. Gene Ontology annotation, cellular component: catenin complex; plasma membrane. Gene Ontology annotation, biological process: homophilic cell-cell adhesion. NCBI's taxonomy places the organism in Eukaryota, Metazoa, Arthropoda, Insecta, Coleoptera, Curculionidae. The record is from RefSeq and is a predicted model, not a curated record.